CGUUCGUACGACACGGUCGUACAGUUGUAGUGAGCGAGUGUAAUCCGACGUGAGAGUGAGAGAAAAGAGAGAGAAAGAAAAGGGAGAGGGGGGAUUUGAACGGAGGGGUGACGCGAGACUGAGGUGGUUGCUUCUCAUUGUGUUCGCCGGCUCAGUUCCGCUGCUCUCGUAGUACCGGAUACGCGACGUCAGGUGAUCGACUCUCAGCACCCACGAUCAACCCGCGUAAAAAGAGAGAGACUCCACAAGUGAGAAUUAUUGCGGUAUAUAGACAUAGUUACAGUGAGCAAAGUGCAAAGUGUAUUUCGCGCUCGUGACAAUCGUCGCGAAAUUUUCAAAGUGACGAUCAUCAAGAUUCGAGGCGUCUCGCCGGAAAUCUCCUCCCAAAAUCAAAGUGUCGAUCGUCUCGAUCAUCGGGAGAGACUUUGCUAGAGAAACGACAAACGUAAAUACGAGCGUUAUCGAGAGCCAUCAGCAUGUAAAUUAUGGACGAUACGCGUGUUUAUUUUCAUUUCGUUUUGUUCGUUUCGGCGCCGAGUUAACCGGUAUCGUCCGACGCUCAUUAUCGAGAGCCGUCUCUAGUUCUCACAGCUAAGGAGCCGGCAAGUGGUGGUACCGUCCCGCUGUCGUCGUUGUCAUCGUUGUCGACACGCCGUCGAACCGAGGCCGACAAUGCCGUACGCGGUGACUGCGAUUUAUCGAGCGACAUUGAAUUGGAUAUUCGCGUCCGGAAUCGGUGCGAUCAUAUGAUAAAUGUAGAACACGUUGUAUUCCCGGUUUCUUUUUGUUUUCUCCUUUCUUCUCUCUUUUCGUUUUGAACCCCUCCCUCUUCUUUCCCUUCUAUACAGCUAGGUCGAAGCGCAUUGUUUCUCCCGCCGAACUAGUGAACCCUCGCACGUGACUCGCCACGGUGUCGUUUCGCGCUUUCACGUACGACGUAAUCGUUCAUGUGUUAUCUCGCUACGUCACGCGUAGUUCUGCUGCGUCAUAAGACGCGAUCCAAGAGGCGACUAAGUGAAACAACAGACCGGAAAGAAAGAGAGAAGGAUCGUCACGUUAUAGUUGCGCGCGCGCUCGGACGCGUGUAACGGGCGUUCAUGUGUGUGUGUCGUCUAGUUUUAUUCUAUUCGUGUUGUGUACGAGUUACUAUUCGACGGCUGAAACACGUGACUUGACGGUCGAAUGGGAAGAAGACAAUAUGAGUGAAAUGACGAGUGUUGUCGAGACACAGCAACAACAGCAACAAUACGUAGGUGAUAGUUCGAAUGCGAGGCAUCGUUGUAAGGACUGUGGUGUCAAUUUUGACGGCGAGAAGAGCCUCGAAGUGCACGUGCGGUAUCAUAAAGAGAACUUGUUAAAUCGGUGGGCUAAUAAGGCACAGCAGGAAGAGAGCAAUAAUAAUCAUAGUAAGACUGGCAAUCAUAAUAGUCACGUGAAUGUCAAUCGGGAUAGUGUGACUGUGCCGACGGACUCGAGUGAGCCGUCAUCGAUGUCGCCUUCUCAAGAUCCAACAUCCUCGCAGCAGCAGCAGCAACAGCAACAGCAGCAGCAGCAGCAGCAACAACAACAACAGCAGCAGCAGCCACAACAACAACAACCUCAGCAGCAGCAGCAACAGCCUGCCAUACAUACACUUGAAGACGCUCAGAGCAAUCGCGACGGUGGCGGCGGUUACCCGCGUUAUCAUCCGUAUCAGCAUCAGCAGCACUAUUCUGCGGAUCGCGCGACGUCCAAUUCUACUAGCCCGCAAAGUCCCCCGCUUCAAUGCGACAAAUGCGGUGCCGUUUACGAGGACGCAAAUCAGUUAGGCGAGCACAUGAGAACGAAUCAUUUAGAUUCGCCUUCUGCGUAUCCAUCCGCACCACAAUAUCAACAACUGGGCAACAGUCCUCAGCAGUUGCAUCCAUCGCCUCCUCUUUCCAAUCAACCGCAACAACAACCUAGUUACGAUUACAACGGCGGGCAAACGAGCAAGUCGGAUAUGAAACAGGAACCGCCUGAAGAGCAGGCUGAAAUCCUCGACUUGGAUUCUCACAAAGUGCAAACGCACCGAUACGAGGAAGAGCUCGUAAGAAUUCAUCAACAUCAGCAGCAGCAACAGCAGGGACUUCAGAUGCAGAUGCAGCAACGGCUGAUACCACAGCAGCAGCACAGAAUAGGAUCACAUUCGGUGAGUUCUAUGCUGGGUUGGCCGCCGGCCACCCAACCACAUGAUUAUCAUACUGGGCUUGGCUCUAUGGGCCCCAUAGACAAUGUUCCUCCACCGAUUGCUGAUCAGGGUCAGUUCAUGCGCGGUCAACAUAUGCCCAUGGAGCACGGACAUCAAGGCUCACCGAUAAUCACAAGCACGCAACCGAUAGCAAGCCACCAGAUGCCAGCUGGUUUCGUCCAACAACCGCCGAAAGCGCCGUUAGCAAAUCAAUCCUGGAAAAGCAACGAGCCUCGCCGGCCAAAGACUUACAACUGCACCGCGUGCAACAAGUGGUUUACAAGCUCAGGCCAUCUCAAAAGACACUAUAAUACGACGUUGCACAAGAACGCUGUGAAGAAUGGCAAGGAACCUGAUCCGGCGAACUUACCGAUUAGCGCUCAUCAUCAUCCUGCUAGAGAUAAUAAUCAUUCGGGCAGCAGGGGUGGCGGCGCGCCCGCACGAUCCCCGCCGGAUUUAUCAUCUUCCAGGAGUCCCCCAAACUUGAUGGCAGGUCCCUCGGGCGAGGCGACGAGGGGCCUGCUUCACACGCCCACCACCCACUGCAAUUCCAGCAGCAGCAACAGCAGCAGCGACUCUUCGGCAGCAGCCCUGCAACAACAGCUGGUCCACCUGCCGCACUCGGGAAUAAUGCCGGUCAAUUCUCCAAUUCCAUCGUCGCUGGCGGGACAUCAUCAGCAACAAAUGGGUUCUGCGCCUCAUCAGCUGGGCCUCCAGCAGCAGCAACAACAGCAGCAGCUUCACCUGCCAACGGAUUCGCCGGGCCAGCCGGUGCAUCAUACCACGAGUUCGCCCAUACCCCCACAGGCGGCAUCGCACAUGAAUUGCCCUUCACCAAUGGGUACAUCCCCCCACCCGCAUCACAUGAACUCGCCACCAGGCUCGGUCCAUCCGGCGAUGACUUCGCCCACGGCGAUGGGGGGUACUACGAUGCCUCAUCAGCCGUACCCAAACGCCUUGCCCCCCCACGUUACAAUUACUACCAACACCCCGGCGGUCCUACUGGAGUCUACCCAACCAGUUACCACCAUGCAACUAACUACUAUUGGUAACGAGCAAAACGACCAACAACAACAUCAACUGCUGCCUAGUUUUACGAUCUUCGAUCAGAAGAAUUUCACGCAAAUCGGUGUGCUAACUGGGUUUGUAGUAGAACAAAACCAGAUACAAACCGUUAACGUGGGGGGGCUAAGCGCGGAGGAGAUUGCUCCUCAAGAAUCUUUUGAAUCUUCCACAACGACCUAUGACCCGUAUUCACCAUCGCGCUAUAAGUCGUUGACCGAUAUGGACGUAACGACGAUACAGACGAACGAGGAACAAGUAUCUUCGCUCUCCUAUCAACUUGAGCAACAGCGCAUUGAUCUCGAAACAAAUAAUAAUCAUCUAUCACAGCCGAGUCAAGCGAAGGAGGAUUUAGACCCGAACAUCGGCUUGCAACCUAAGAAAGAGCGUAAGAGCAAGACCAACUCGAGCAAGCAACGUCAGGUCACUACCACUGUAGCCAAUUUUAUUUCGCAGGAUGGCGUGUAUAAGUGUAUUGAUUGUAACAAAUAUUUCAUGAGAGGUUGCUAUCUCACGCAGCAUAACAAAAGCUUCCAUUCGGGCGACAAGCCGUUCAAAUGCGCCCAAUGCGGCAAGCGAUUUCCGAACGAAGAAGUGUACGAAAAACAUGUUCAGAUGCAUACCUGUGCAAGGAGACAUCAAUGCGACGCUUGCCCGAAGGUGUUCGCCCACAAGACCGACCUCAAACGACAUACCUGCAUCCAUACCGGUAGGAGGCCAUUUAAAUGUGAUACUUGCGGUAAGGGAUUUAUCCGACAGGAUCACAUGAAGAAGCAUCAGGACACGCACAACAAGAAAGCGCGGCUGACCGCGCAACGGCAGAACGUCCAACGGCUAAACGCUCAGCGGCUCAACGGUUCGCGUUUCAACACUCAACGAUUCAACGCUCAACGGUGCAAUGUUGAACGGCCCAACGAUGUCCAUAACAACUACGACAGAAAGUUGUAAAGACAUGUGUCUCCGAGAUGUCAAGCCCGAUUGGGCUGCCCGACUACUGCGCGGCUUCGAGAUCGUCUCGAUGACGGAACGAAAGGUAAUAUUCUUCGCCGAUCGACAGAUAUCGUUUUUGUCCGUGUUUUUUUUUGUUGUUCGUUUUUUUGUUCGUUCAAUCCAAUAUAUACAAAAAUUCGAUAUACAAUCAUUUGCCAAUGAUUUGAUAUUUAUUUUGUAAUUCUCGAUAAAAUGCGGUAUUUUUGAUAAGAAAAAUGAAGCAAAUAACGAAUUUUUGUCUUGGGCUUUAUCCGCGUGAAUAAAUACUUUUUGAAAAAGUAGUUUUAAUAUAGCGAUAUGCACGUAAACACUGUAUGACAGCGUCGGCAUUUUCUCAAUUUUUUUAUAUUAAGGUAAUAUUUAUUCGACUCUCAAAGCAAUUUGAUGUUUUCCAAGCUUUUAUCUAAAAGUAAUUUGAUGAAAAGUAAUCAAGGCGAAACGGACCUCACAAUGUACCGAAAUCACUGUGCUUUUUUUGAACACGUAAUACAAAAAACGUAUCUGCGAAACUUUCACGACGGUAUCGACCGAAAUCGUAACGAUAUUUGAUCCCAAAGAGGAAUAAUACGAGAUCUUUCUCUGUCUAUUACUUCCGUCGCAUCGAUUUCUCAACAGAUCGCAACUUUAAAUUUCGUUAAUGUUUUUGACGACGAUCUCGAGAAAGUUAUAUAAGCGUCACAUUUUCAAAUUGGCAAUAAGUGAUCGGAGACUAAGAUAUCGAUGUUGUAUUAAGUCGUCGAAGCUUAUAACAAUGUGUACAAAGUAUUAAAUAUAUAUAAAAAAGUGUGUAUAUUAUUAUUAUAUUAUAAUUAUUACAAUUAAAUAAUAACAUAAACAAAGAAGGUUCUCUAUAAUAUAAAAUUUACAACACAUAGGACAAAGGCCAAUCAGCGCUAAAGCGCAGAGUUAUUCGGCGUUUUUUUAUACUUUUUUAUGUAUUUUUAGUAUAUAUUAUAAAUAUGUUAUAAUUACGCCUUAUUUUCUAUGUUUCUUUAAUAUACGUUUCCAAAAUCAUCGAAAAUUGCUCUCAUUUAUCUCAUCACACAUUUCAUAAUUUGUAAUUAUACUUUUCUUCUUCUUUCUUUCUCUCUCUCUUUUUUUUUUGGUAAAUUACGAUAUUUAUUACAAAAUAGCACCGCACACACACACACACACACGCGCGCGCACACAACCACACAUUGUGUGUGUGGACAGAAUAGCAAUAAAUUUGCAGACAAUGUUAGUAAUAAUAUAAUUGCAUUAAUUGUGUGAUAAUUAUUAUAAUAGAGUUACAAAACUAUAAUGUAGUAUUAUUAUAGUAAAAAAAAUUUUAUUGCUAUUCAACUUAAAUAAAGCACAAAAGAUGAAGCAUAACGAUAGAUUGUGAAAUGUGAUGAAUAAAGAUACAAUUUAACCGAUGUGAAAACGUAUGUGCUGAAGAAGAAAAAGCUCAUUCUAUCUUAUUUUUAACAAAUUUUUCUGUAUUUUGUUCUACAAAUGAGCGAAACUUGUAAAUAUAUUUUAAAAUAUUUAUAAAUAUCAUAACUUUUUCCUUUUGUUAUAUGUGUUUAUAAAGGAUAAAAAUAAAGUUUUUAUUAUAUAUAUAACAAAUAAACCAAUAAAGCACUCUCUAUUGUGAAAACAUGCCCAACAUCAAUCAAGAAUUGAAAUGUAUAUCGAAGAAAAUGUAAAAAUAUACUUUUUAUUUUAGAUAAAACUUUGAUUUUAGAUUUUCGCUACUUUAUUGUGAAAACGUGCCCAAUAUUGAUCAAUAAUUGUAAUAUUAUUAAAGGAAAAGUAAAAAAUAUACUUUUUAUUUUAUAUAAAACUUUGAUUUUAAAUUUACUGAAAGAUUUGUAUCGCAGUCGCAGCUGCUUUUGCUCGUUUCGCAACAGUAUUUAAUCAGAGAUCGAUUAAUUAAUGCCAUCAAUAUAUCGAACGAUUUGAGCUACACAAAAAUCAUAAAAUUAACAUUAACUGAUAAACUUCAAUAGCGAGAACAAGAUUAAUGUCAACAGCAAUCGCUGAUGAAUAAUUAACAUAUCAAUAUUUUUAAUGAGAAAAUGUAAUCUACUAAUAAUAAAUCAGCAGUAUAAUUCUUAUUGAUAAGAGUGGCAAAUAUUUAUAUGACAAUUAAGCAUAACAAUCCAAGAAACAAAUAAAAUAUAUAAUUUAUUAUA
Formica exsecta is the source of this 6420-nucleotide messenger RNA. RefSeq names its product putative mediator of RNA polymerase II transcription subunit 26. The transcript is spliced from 2 exons. The record is from RefSeq and is a predicted model, not a curated record. The coding region runs from base 1199 to 4219 and encodes 1006 amino acids. Lineage: Eukaryota; Metazoa; Arthropoda; Insecta; Hymenoptera; Formicidae.